AAAGUACCCAGAGUUCUCAUGUGGCUUUUUAUGACAUUACGUCACCGGUAUGUUAGGCUUGGCUUUCCCAUGAUGCAGCUGGCGGUUCAUCGGCCAUAUUUCCGACUUUUCUUCGAGAGCAUCUGAUGCAUUGUUUUUGCGCAGGAACAUCGGUCGAAGAUUGGUUAAAAGUUCAAGCUUUACUCAUUUUAUGAUAUCUUUCAAGGCCAGGGUUUCCAAACGGUGGCUUAGCUUCAGGAAUUUGCUUUGACUUCCAGGCACUUGAGGAAUCCCUUGACGCUUGUUCGACUUCAGUAUGCCGCAGCAAUUUGGAAGCGGUGUGGAAUAUUCUUGCGAAUUUACGUGGUAGUCCGCCCUACUAGAUCAAUCGGUAAUUGCCUGAAGGACAAUAGAAAUUAUGGCUACUGAGGCAGCUGAGGAGAGACUCAAGCAACUCGAAAGCCUUUUCUCCUAUGGCGGCAAAGAGAAAGGCUCUUAUAGCGUAGAGACUUUGUUAGAUGUUUUGCUACUGUUGUACGAUGAAUGUUGCAACUCCACUCUGCGUAGGGACAAGAAUGUCAGUGAAUUUAUUGAGCAUGUUAAACCAGUGGCAACGAAAAUCAAGGAACUUCGACUGCGGCGAGGAGACUUCGAUCCGUUGAACCUUAUCGGAAAAGGAGCUUUCGGAGAGGUUACCGUAGUUCGCAUGAAGUCAAAUGAUAGAAUUUUUGCCAUGAAGACUCUGAACAAAUGGGAGAUGUUGAAAAGAGCUGAGACUGCGUGCUUCAAAGAGGAAAGAGAUGUCCUCGUGUACGGAGAUAAGAGAUGGAUCACUACUUUGCAUUAUGCUUUUCAAGAUGCUGAUUACUUGUAUUUUGUCAUGGAUUAUUAUAGCGGAGGUGAUCUUUUGACUCUCUUAAGUAAAUAUGAAGAUCAUUUACCGGAGGAAAUGGCCAAGUUUUAUCUGGCUGAGGUGGUGCUAGCCGUCAAUUCUAUCCAUAAAAUGGACUACGUGCACAGGGAUGUCAAGCCAGACAAUGUUCUUCUUGAUGUUAGUGGACACAUCAGAUUGGCAGACUUUGGUUCUUGUUCAAAGCUUGGCAAAAACGGCACUGUUAGGUCAUCAGUUGCUGUGGGUACCCCUGACUACAUCUCUCCUGAAAUCCUGCAGGCCAUGGAGGACGGAAGAGGGAAAUAUGGUGUUGAAUGCGAUUGGUGGUCGUUGGGGGUCUGUAUGUACGAAAUGUUGUUUGGUGAAACUCCUUUUUAUGCAGAAUCACUGGUGGAAACAUACAGCAAAAUCAUGAGCCACACUGGCAAAUUCAAUUUUCCUUCUGGUGUAGAAGUGUCCAAUAAUGCACGAGAUCUAAUGCAGAGACUGUGCUGCAAAAUGGAGCAGCGAUUAGGUCAAAAUGGAAUUGACGACUUUCGAAAUCACCCUUUCUUUGAGGGAAUUGAUUGGGACAACCUUGGUGAUACUGUCGCUCCAUACAUUCCUGAGGUCAGCAGUCCAUCAGACACUUCAAAUUUUGAUGUGGACAUUGACGACUCAAGAGCAAAUGAUGCUGUGAGGCCAUCCUCUGUGUCACCUUUCACUGGACAUCAUUUGCCAUUUAUUGGAUUUUCAUUUACUGAGAACAGCCGGCUGUCUGAUAGAGCUAAAACUGUAGUCAAGGAGGCUGGAGAUAUCACUCUGGAGCCUGUUGCCAACAAUGUCCCCAGCUCACUAUCUGUUGAAGCUUAUGAAAGAAGAAUACAGAGACUUGAGAGAGAGAGAACGGAGCUUGUCAGGAAGCUUCAAGAAUCAACAAAAGCUUUACAAGAUCAAGUGCUGUCAGUUGAUGGACCCAAGAGUGACGUGGUGGAUUCAGUGGAAGUGAAGAGAUUGAAAGAUGAAAUGACAUCAAUGAAGAAAAAAAUUAUGGAGUAUGAAGCUCAAUCCGCAGAUUUAGAAAAAGAACUUCAAGAUGCCUUAACAUCAAGGAAAGACCUGGAGUCAAACAAUGAAGAAAUGAGCUCCAAGAUGAGGUCUCUGGACAGAGAGGUCAGGGGCCUGAAAAUGGAGAAAGAGGAUAUUGAAAGGGUUCUUCAGGAGGCGAAUGAAAAAAUAGCUGCACAACAGAAGGAACUGAAGGAAGCACAUAGUCAAAGGAAACUAGCCAUGGCAGAGUUUAGUGAAUUAAACGAUAAGCUGGCUGAUAUAAGAUCACAAAAAACCAAGGUGUCAAGAAUGCUUCGGGAAAAGGAAGAAGAAAUGGAAUCAACAUUACAAAAGCUUGAUGGUCUCAGGCAAGAAGUGCGAAACGCUGAUAGAAAGAAAAGAGAAUUUGCAGCUCAGGUUGAGGAAAUGUCAGCUGAAGCUAACAAGGAACGCAAACUUAGAGCAAGGAGCGACCAGAAUGCAAAACAACUCGAGGAAGAAAUUGAAUACUUGAAGGCCAAACAGAGAAGUCUGGGGAGACCAUUUCCCACAGACACAACAGCAGAAGAGCAGCAGCAGGAAAUUACAAGACUGAAAGCAGAGAUUGAGAAACUCAAACUGGAAUAUGAGGAAACUGCUACACAAGAGCAACAAAAACACUCCAAUGAAGUCAAGGAACUUAGAGAGAAGCUUCUUGACAUGGAGUCAGGCAGAGUGGCCUUGAAGAAUGAGGUGUCAGCAUUAACUGCCAAGGUGAAUGAAGCAAGAAUGGACAGUCAUAGAGAGCAUCAAGAAGCAGUUGAAGAACUGAAAAGAAAAAGUGAGAGAAACAAGACACUUCUUGAAGAAGAGAACAAGAAACUUCAAGCUGACAUUGACAAGUUGACUGGGACAUUGGAACGUACCGUCUCUGCUCAUCGCAAACUUGAAGAAGAGAUGAGAGAUAGCAAUGAAAAGAAAGAUGCUGUCGCUCAUUGGGAAGCCCAGAUUGCUGAAAUCAUUCAGUGGUAUGUUUUACCCACUUUUGGCUUUCAAGAAUGGCAUAAGGACAAAAAAAUUACAAAAAAGAAAAAGAAAAUUAAAAAAGAAUGGCUCAUAAAAUGUUUUCUCUCUUUACAGCCCCGUGUGCACAAAUUCUCGGUGAGAACUUUCACCACACCUACGAAGUGUAACCAGUGCACAUCGCUUAUGAUUGGCUUGCUGAGGCAAGGCUCGAUAUGCGAUGUGUGUCAGUACGCAUGUCACGUGUCCUGUACUGAUCAAGCUCCGCCUGUGUNUUGGUACACGUCACACGAAUGUUUUAAACAUAGGGUCCAACAAAUAGAAAAUCGAGACACUUCAGUUACAGCAUCUCAGAUGAAUCCCCCCGGGGAGUCGUUAACGCAGUUGAUAUUAACUGAAACUGAAAAUGAGAGAGUCAAAUGGGUGACUGCCUUACAGCAGUUACACAAAGUUCUCAAGGACAGUAAGGAAAUAUCCAAGACGCAAGUGUACCAGGCUAAGGAGGUCAUUGAGUCCAAUGUACAGAUCAAACAAGCGCUUUGUGCGACGAUAAUAGACACCGACCGAGUGUGCCUGGGUACAGAGGAUGGAUUGUUCUGUAUCGAGCUCAUGAAAGAAAGUCUAUCUCGUAUUGGCGACAAUAAAAAGGUUUCACAGAUAGAGAUGUUGCCUGAUGAACAGCUUCUGGUUCUAAUAUCAGGAAGAAAUCGUCAAGUAAAACUCUAUCCACUGUCCGCCGUUGACGGCCACGACACAGAACCUAUUAAAAUUGCUGAAGCUAAAAACUGUCACAUGUUUGCGACUGGUAGCAUCCAUAACAACACAGCAACUUGUCUGUGUGUGGCAGUAAAGCGCCAUAUAUAUGUCUACGAACUCAACAGAACAAAGUACAGGCAUCUGAAAAUCAAGGAAAUGCCUGUGAGCCAAAAUGUCCAGUGGUUAGGCGUUUCCUUUGGAAAACUUCUGGUUGGUUACGUUUCUGGGUUUGCUAUUUUCAGUAUUACAGAUGAAGGAAGACCUCAGAAACUUGUGAAUUCAGAUGACCCUACUUUGAAUUUUAUCACCAACAACCCACUUGAUGCUUUGCUAGCUGUGGCAAUAGAGCCUAACAAAGAGUUCCUCUUGUGUUUCAAUUACCUUUCUAUUGCAGGAAGAAAUCGUCAAGUAAAACUCUAUCCACUGUCCGCCGUUGACGGCCACGACACAGAACCUAUUAAAAUUGCUGAAGCUAAAAACUGUCACAUGUUUGCGACUGGUAGCAUCCAUAACAACACAGCAACUUGUCUGUGUGUGGCAGUAAAGCGCCAUAUAUAUGUCUACGAACUCAACAGAACAAAGUACAGGCAUCUGAAAAUCAAGGAAAUGCCUGUGAGCCAAAAUGUCCAGUGGUUAGGCGUUUCCUUUGGAAAACUUCUGGUUGGUUACGUUUCUGGGUUUACUAUUUUCAGUAUUACAGAUGAAGGAAAACCUCAGAAACUUGUGAAUUCAGAUGACCCUACUCUGAAUUUUAUCACCAACAACCCGCUUGAUGCUUUGCUAGCUGUGGCAAUAGAGCCUAACAAAGAGUUCCUCUUGUGUUUCAAUUUACUGGGCAUCUUUGUCGAAUCCAGUGGAUAUCGAUCGAGACGCUACGAACUCAUGUGGCCGUCACCCCCCACAAAUGUUGGGUAUUCUCACCCGUAUGUGAUCUCGUUCAGCGACAGAGCUAUCGAUGUGUUUGACUCGAGCACAGCAGAAUGGCUUCAGACCAUUCCCCUAAAGAAGUGCCAUGCUUUAAUCAAUGAUGGAUCGCUGGCGCUGUGCACUGCCUCGGAGCAAUUCAAUCUAAUUUACCUCAAGAAUAAAUUAUACGAGGAAGAGGAACUGAUAAUUCCUGAUCCCAAUAAAGGAAAGAAGGCUCUCGCGGCCAUGUUGAGACUAAAGAGCAGCAAGCGAAGUAGCUCUUAUCGAUUUGGAUUCAAAGUUAAAGAGGGAGGCCUGGCGGAUAUGGACGCUGAUAUUCGCUCCAAGCUUAUUUCGGGCCCAACCAACUUCAACCAUAUCUCGCAUAUGGGGCCUGGGGAUGGAUUUCAAAUCAUAAAAGACUUACCAGUGGGUCACCGGAGCGUUGAGGAGGAACCUCCACCAGUGAUCCCACGCGCAACUUCAGUGGGUCCCAGGUCUAAGCGUGCGGUCACGGCCAAUCCCACUCUCAUGCAACGGCCGAACUUAGCAGCAAAGGGACUGAAACCAGCUGGGCCGGGACAAGGAAUGCUUAAUGGCCGAUCAGUGUCUACGAAUGUUGUAAAUAGUGCCUCUGACGCUUCGCCGCCAGUCGCGAGACCUCGGUCAUCAUCGACGAAGUCAGCUGAUGAUGUGUCAAAUGACACGCGCGUAACGAAUGGCUCAAAUCGUCUCUCCGCUGACCUCGAUAAUUACGCACAGUACGUCAAUACCAUGAGACCCAAAAGUGUUGCAGAUGAACGGAGACAGUUGGCUUUAGCUCUAGAGUUGAGCAAAAGGCAUGCGGCGGCUGAAGCUGAACUGACAAAUGGCGGCAGUAGAGGCAGAGGUUCACGGGAUCUUUUAAAUCUCCCCGAGAGUGAUUCACCGAGACAUUCGACAGGUUCAGGGUCCAGCUCAGGCCUGAGCGUGUCACCGCUGGGAAGUCAAGAAGAAGGCGUGACAUCACCAGACUGUGUUCAAUUGAAUUUUUCAGAUACGACGAGAUUCUGAUGGAAUUGCCGAGCAGAGCAGGUUGCGUUGUUUUUUAACAUGUAUGAAGUGAGUUAUUCAUCCAAAGUCCGUCAUUUUCACAUUGUUUUUGAAAAGAUUUCUAUUAGUGAUUGGACGAAUCUGCGUCGAUUCAAACACGAGUGUGCACACCGGCAUGGUCUGGAACCAUGACAGCAGGUGAUAAUCACAUGUGAUCAACCGGCAGGGCUGGUUUAUAACCUUAAUAUAGCGAUCUUCUCCUUAUAUGGAAUAGAGUUUAUUUGUAGAAUCAUGAGGGUUCGAUUAGGGUUGGAAGCAAGAGAGCGGGCUUAGAUUUAAUUUGUUGGCAGCCUUAUAUAUAAAUUUAUACAGAUUUGUAAAUGUUUUCAGUUACGGUGAAAUCGUUUGGGAAAACCUUUCCUUAGCAAUUAGGUAACAAAACCGCGCGGAAUGAAAAGACUAGAGAACCGGUAAAGUGUGCCAAUUCGAAAUAAUUUUAGUGAAAACAUGAGUUAUUUGUGCUUACCUUUGGCACUUUCCAUCUGGUAUUGUGAUUGUUUUGGUCGUAGACUGAGAAUGUAGGUAGAGACGAGCGUUUUUCAUUUGGUUCUUCAGUCUUUUUUGUUCACUGUUGUAGGUUGACUCGAAAGUAAAUCUCAGAUUUAAGUUGGCAGGUCACUGGAAUAAAAAGCAUGUCAAAAACCUCGCUGUAAAGUAAGCAAAAAUAUUCAUUCUUGUAGGGGUUUUAAUCUCUUUGUCAGAAUCUUUAUAAUGGGUAUCUGCGUAAGCAAGAAGGGCUUUUCAGAGAUCUUGUAAUGAUUAUGUAAGGAUCUUUAAUAAUUCAGAGAUUUAGGACGAUAUAGUUUUAAUCUUCCAUUUAUUUAGAGUCACUGUAAUUCAAAGUCAGUUUUAAGUCAGUACAGCAUACAAUUGUAAAUGAAAACAAUUGACUUGAUGGGGGGGGGGGGGAGCUUCAACUCACAUUGUAAAUCAAAGGGAAGAGAAGUGAAAAGUUAGGUACAGUUUAACCUUGCUAUCUUGAACUCCCCGCUAUUUCGAAAGCGUCUUUUUUUCCUUAUUUUUUCAAUUAUUUUCUAUCGGCUCUCUUCUACCCCACUCACAGGAAGUGGUUUCAUUUCCCUUGAAAUUUCAAGAUUGCAGGUUUCAACUGUAUUCCUUAGACUGAAAUGAAAUUAAUUGAAAUGUAAUGUAGAAAAGAAAUGUAAUUGUUGUUUAUAAGGCUGCUUUAAUUGAUCGUUGGCAAUCGAGUGUAAUUCUGUUGUUUUUGGUUUCUUCGUUUCUAUUGUUUGUUUGUUUGAUUGAUUGUUUGGAACAAAUCUCUCAGUGAUAAUGUCUCAUUCUCUUGAAAACCAUUGCGAUUUGACGGUGUGUCCAGUUUUCGAAUUCGGUAGCUAGCGAUCAUUGAAGACAUUACUGUGUAUCAACCGUUUGUCUUAUAAUGACAAAUGAAAUAUUCAGCUUGUGAAAUGCUUUGUAAUAUGUUGUUUUCCAUACCUUACACCAACUGUAUUGAAAUUCAGGGUUUUAUAUAUUUUAUGUACAAUAGUAGAUUGAAUAUAACUUUUUGACAGCAUUUUAAAUAACGAACACAAUGCCAUGCAAGAGUAGCAAAUUAAAGCUCAAUCUUUUGCUGUGGAAAA
This is a messenger RNA of Orbicella faveolata, 7257 nucleotides long. Its product is annotated as serine/threonine-protein kinase MRCK alpha-like. Gene Ontology annotation, biological process: peptidyl-threonine phosphorylation; actomyosin structure organization. Gene Ontology annotation, cellular component: myosin complex; cytoplasm; cytoskeleton. The record is from RefSeq and is a predicted model, not a curated record. Gene Ontology annotation, molecular function: protein serine/threonine kinase activity; ATP binding. NCBI's taxonomy places the organism in Eukaryota, Metazoa, Cnidaria, Anthozoa, Scleractinia, Merulinidae.